UGGCGAUGUAACCCCCAGCCAGCGCGUAAUCGACGGCGGCCAUUGGUCAUGAACGCCCUGUGUCUGUGCGGCUGUCUGAGUUGUUCAAGCAAUCUUGAGCAGCUAGUGCGAUGCCAUCGAACCGUCCGAGGGUAUCCUCAAAACCCAUAUUAUAUGAACGGGGUACUAAUGUCAGAAGGAAGUUCGUUUGAUCCAUACAUCAACCUUUUCCCCCGAUCGGGUUCUCUCGGUGUGCCCUAGAAAAGCUUAGUUCUUUCAGCUAUAUCGACGGUGAGCUUCAGAAGUCCGAUAUCUCGGCAAUUAUGCAGCGCUCCCCAUAUUUCAACGAUGAAUAUACUGUCGGAUGGAUUUCCGGUUCUAGCGAAGAACUUGUUGUCGCUAUGGCCAUGCUAGACGAGGAACACGGAACCCCCCAGGCCAUCCCCGAAGAAGACACGAGUUCGUAUCAUUUAGGCAGCAUCGGUGAUCACAAAAUUGCGAUGACUUGUCUACCAGCAGGACAAAUAGACAUGGCUCCUUCUGUUAUCGCAGCUGAAAAUAUGCGACGGACAUUCACAAACUUGAAAGUAACUCUUUCCGUCAGCACGGGCGGCGGGGUCCCAGGUGCGAAGAAGGACAUUCGUUCAGGUGACGUCGUGGUCGGUUAUCCGAACGGAAUCUAUCCUGGGGUGGUUCAAUUCGACUAUGGCAAAUUGAAAGGUGGCGGGCUGAUAGAGCGGAAAGAGUGGUUGUGUGCACCACAUCGAAAAUUUGUGGGUGCUAUCGACAUCCUGAGGGCGUACCACUCCCGACCGAAAAAUCCCGUCAACAACAUGUUGGCGAUUAUCAAGGGGUUAGGAACGGCAUAUCAGUAUCCUCCUGAGGGCGAUGCCACCGAUCUAUUGUAUAGAGCGGACUAUGAGCAUGCUUCCUCUGGUGAGCUCUGUGACGAAUGCGAUAAAGAAGCACUAGUGUUCAGGAAUUCGCGACAUUUUCCAUCGAAGCCAAAAGUGCACUAUGGUAACAUUGCAUCUGGAAGCAUGACAAUCAUGAGUGGAGUUGAAAGAGACAAGAUCAACCGGCGCUAUGAUGAUUCCGUUCUUUGCUUGGAUACACAGGCGGCCGGACUCUCCUACAGCCUCGAAUGUAUUGCUAUCCGAGGGAUAAGUGAUUACUCAGACUCGCACGCAAAUGACCAAUGGCGGAAGCGCGCGAUGGCCGUUGCCUCAGCAUAUGCUAAGGAGCUUCUAUCAUUGAUGUAGCCUUACAAAGUGGAAUCUUCCCUUCCUGUAGAGCCCUGGUUACUCCUCGAUCGCGGAAUUUCGCAAAGCAUGCCACGAAGGAUUGCCCAGAGACCCUAUGACCAAUAUUGUAUGAAUGUUGAAGGUAUCAAUCUCCCCUUGACGCGUUUCUUAUACCUUCUGCUAAUGCUUGCGCAGCUUCACCGGCAGACCAACUUCGAGCCCUGUUGUUGCAGUUCGAGAUAUGGUUAAAGAUUAUCAAAAUGGGAAAUAUCUAACCGUUGUUCGUCAACAAAAGUUCGAGCUCUCAAAACUGAAUUGUCAUCGGUGUAAGCAACUCAAUUAUCCCGAAAAUGUGCUUCGUAUUUGCGUCAGCUCUAGUCACUAUUCCAUGCAGCUGCGGGCCAAUUCCGCGGGCGGCUUUUCGAUGUGCGUUCAUAAAGCGGGCCGAUUCAUAAAACCAGGUACAUAGUACUGAUUAGAGUUUCUCGGGAUAUUUUGAGUCUCUCGGGCCGGAUGAACUAAGCCAGAUGCGGUAACUUUUGCC
This is a messenger RNA of Aspergillus melleus, 1767 nucleotides long. RefSeq lists its product as uncharacterized. Gene Ontology annotation, biological process: nucleoside metabolic process. The record is from RefSeq and is a predicted model, not a curated record. NCBI's taxonomy places the organism in Eukaryota, Fungi, Ascomycota, Eurotiomycetes, Eurotiales, Aspergillaceae. The coding region runs from base 303 to 1241 and encodes 312 amino acids. The transcript has 2 exons. Gene Ontology annotation, molecular function: catalytic activity.